Messenger RNA from Dipodomys ordii (Ord's kangaroo rat), 1490 nucleotides. It is a transcript of the gene Ecsit, whose product is annotated as ECSIT signalling integrator. Gene Ontology annotation, cellular component: mitochondrion. The transcript is spliced from 8 exons. Bases 109 to 1410 code for a protein of 433 amino acids. Lineage: Eukaryota; Metazoa; Chordata; Mammalia; Rodentia; Heteromyidae. The record is from RefSeq and is a predicted model, not a curated record.
UUCUCUCUCUCGCUCUGGGUCGACAUGGCGGCGCCCGCCGCUAGGACGCCGCCGGCCCGGAGUCCGUGGCCGGCCGCGUGAGGAGGUGGUGGACUGACUGUCUGAAGCAUGAGCUGGGUCCGGGCCACCCUGCUGGCCCGAGGCCUUUCCAAGGCCUGGGGAGGCAUCGGUGGGACUCCCCUCCCGGGAGCCCCCUUCUCUCAGGGGCCCCUCCAGGCCCCACGAGGCCUCCACUGUGGCGUAGCUGCUCCCCGCGAGGAGACGUCCCUGGCGCCCCGCCCGCCUGAGCCCCCGCGGAAGCCAGUCCAGGCCCCCCAGCCCCACGCGGAGCUGUUCGGAGCGCCGGGGGCGGAUCGGAGCAAGGGGAGCUUCCUGCGCGCCCUGCAGAGCUUUUCCCAGUACAGCGUGCGCAGGCGCGGCCACGUGGACUUCAUCUACUUGGCCCUGAGCAAGAUGCGGGAGUUCGGCGUGGAGCGGGACCUGGCAGCCUACAACCAGCUGCUGGACGUCUUCCCCAAGGAGGUCUUCCGGCCCCGCAACGUCUUCCAGCGCAUCUUCGUCCACUACCCGCGGCAGCAGGAGUGCGGGAUCGCGGUCCUGGAGCAGAUGGAGAAAUUCGGCGUCAUGCCCAACAAAGACACGGAGUUCCUGCUGAUUCAGAUAUUUGGACGCAAAAGCUACCCCAUGCUCAAGUACCUGCGUAUGAGGCUGUGGUUCACCCGAUUCCAAAACAUCAACCCGUUCCCCGUGCCUCGCGAGCUGCCCCAGGAUCCUGUGGACCUGGCCAGGCUGGGCCUGCGGCACGUGGAGCCUGACCUCAGCGCACAGGUCACCAUCUACCAGAUGUCUUUGCCCAAUGACAUGACAAGGACAGAGGAGGCCACGAAACCCCACAUUGUAGGAAUCCAGAGUCCGGAUCAGAAGGCUGCCCUGGCCCGCCACGACCCAGCCCGGCCUGUCUUUGUGGAGGGCCCCUUCUCCCUGUGGCUCCAUAAUAAGUGUGUGUAUUACCACAUCCUCAGAGCUGACCCGCUGCCCCCUGAGGAGAGGGAAGUGGAGGAGAUCCCUGAGGAAUGGAAUCUCUACUAUCCCAUGAAGCUGGACCUGGAGUAUGGCCGGGGCGGCUGGGAUGACUAUGAGUUUGACAUUGAUGAAGUGGAAGAAGGUCCGAUCUUCGCCAUGUGCAUGGCAGGUGCCCACGACCAGGCCACACUAGCCAAGUGGAUCCAGGGCCUGCAGGAGACCAACCCAGCCCUGGCCCAGAUCCCUGUGGUCUUCCGCUUGUCAGGAGUUUCAGGGGAGCUCCUGACACCCACAGGGAUGGAGGAGCCGACUGGACCCUUUUCUGAGAGCCACCAGGACACUGACGACCAUCAACAGCCACAGCAGCAGAGUCACGGGGGAUCCUGAGCACAGGCAGCGGCUCAUGGAGGCUGUGGACCGCGGGUGAACUUUUGAGUGUACAGCAAAUAAAAAUAUUGUUGCCUGGG